AUGACAAUUACACGAUGGCCAAACCUAAUGCAGGAAAUUAAACGCGUUUUAAAGCCUGGAGGAAUUAUUGAGCAGCAUGAAUUAGAUGCAAUUGCACAUAAUGCUGGGCCAAAGUUCCAAAAUAUUCAAAAUUAUGGUAACGAAACUAGUUCUACUAGUGAAAAACAAAAACAAGGCUUUAAUUAUAUUGGAGGUCGAAAGUUUUAUGAUAUUGUACCAUAUGUAUUGCCCGCAGAUAUUGAAGAGGACGAUCGCUUACAUCAACAACAUUUCGCGCUCAAAUAUAUUUGUGGAGGGAAUUACACGGCUCCAAUUCAUGAUUUAAUAAAACCUGGAAGUAAGAUACUGGACUUGGGUUGUGGUCCAGGCCAAUGGACACUAGAAAUGGCACAAGAAUUUCCACAAGCAGAUGUAUAUGGUAUCGACAUAAACGCGAAUUUCCCAACUACAAUUAAACCAGCGAAUUCACAUUUCCUAGUUGGUAAUGUUACAGAACGCUUACCUUGGGAAGAUAACUACUUUGAUUUUAUUUGGAUACGAUAUUUGUUCGUUGGAAUUAUGGAUGCAGAUUGGCAGAAUUUAUAUCAUGAGGUUAGGCGUGUACUAAAACCAGGCGGAAUACUUGAACAUCAUGAAUGUGAUGGGCUUACUGUAAAUCCUGGCCCGAAAUUUAAAAAAUUCCUAGGACAUUUUGAAGAAGCAUUUAUUUCACGUGAUCUAAGCUUUCGAUUGGCAUGUGAAUUAAGCGAACGAAUGACGAUGGCUGGAUUCGAAGAUCAAUUGGAAGGGGGUAAAAUUGGAGAAAUAUGGGCAGCGAACUUAAAAGACGGUACUUUCGCUAUGAAACCUUGGCUCUCGAAACUUACCGGCUUAACAGACGACGAGUACGACUCGGUUGUUCAAUAUAUUUUCGAUUAUGAAAUUUUCGAAUAUGAUGAUUAUCAUAAUCAUCAUAUGGUUUGGGCUCGGAAAAAUCAAUGA
Messenger RNA from Ambispora gerdemannii, 981 nucleotides. The record is from the annotation of a GenBank genome assembly. NCBI's taxonomy places the organism in Eukaryota, Fungi, Glomeromycota, Glomeromycetes, Archaeosporales, Ambisporaceae.